This is a messenger RNA of Notothenia coriiceps (black rockcod), 2548 nucleotides long. RefSeq names its product dynein heavy chain 7, axonemal-like. Gene Ontology annotation, molecular function: dynein intermediate chain binding; dynein light intermediate chain binding. Bases 80 to 2548 code for a protein of 822 amino acids. Lineage: Eukaryota; Metazoa; Chordata; Actinopteri; Perciformes; Nototheniidae. Gene Ontology annotation, biological process: microtubule-based movement. Gene Ontology annotation, cellular component: dynein complex. The record is from RefSeq and is a predicted model, not a curated record. The transcript is spliced from 12 exons.
CAUUCUUGGAGGACGUUGGUAACACUGCUCAACAACCGGUGAGGUGCCUAACCUGUUUGCCGUUGACGAGAAGGCGGAAAUGUGUGAGCGAAUGCGCGUGUUGGACCGCCAACGAGACCGCGACAAACAGACAGAUGGCAGCCCCCUUUCUCUUUUCAACAUGUUUAUAGAGCGCUGUCGCACACAGCUGCAUGUGGUGUUGGCCAUGAGUCCCAUCGGAGACGCCUUCAGGAACCGUCUGAGACGUUUCCCCGCCCUCAUUAACUGCUGCACUAUUAACUGGUUCCAGACAUGGCCAGAGGAUGCCCUGCAGGCGGUGGCCUGUCGCUUCCUGGAGGAUGUUGAAAUGACCGAUGAGUCCCGAGAAGGCUGCAUCAACAUGUGCAAGAGCUUUCACACCUCAACCAUAGAACUCUCCCAUCGCUUUAUGAACGAGUUGCAGCGCUACAACUACGUCACCCCAACCUCAUACCUGGAACUCAUUAACACUUUCAAGGCUCUGUUAAAUACCAAAAGAGCUGAGGUGAUGAAAAUGAAACGUCGCUAUGAGGUGGGCCUGGAGAAGCUGGAGUCAGCAGCAGAUCAGGUGGCCUCCAUGCAGGUGGAGCUGGAGGCGCUACAACCGCAGCUGCUCGUGGCCAGCAAGGAGGUGGAUGAGAUGAUGGUGGUGAUCGAGCACGAGUCUGUGGAGGUGGCUGAGACAGAGAAGGUGGUGAAAGUGGACGAGGCCGUGGCCAACGAGCAAGCCAUGGCUGCCAAAGCCAUCAAGGAUGAGUGUGAUGCUGACCUGGAGGAAGCCAUGCCCAUCCUGGAGUCGGCGCUGUCUGCCCUGAACACUCUCACCAAUCAGGAUAUCACAGUGGUGAAGUCCAUGAAAAGCCCGCCCCUAGCUGUCAAACUGGUGAUGGAGGCGAUCUGCAUUCUCAAAGGCAUCAAGCCAGACCGCGUACCGGACCCCUCCGGCUCUGGUAAAAAAGUGGAGGACUUUUGGGGCCCGGCCAAAAAGAUCCUGGGAGAAAUGAAGUUUCUCCAAAGCCUCCAUGAAUAUGACAAGGACAACAUCCCACCCAGUUACAUCGCCAUCAUCCGCAACAAGUACAUCACCAACCCAGACUUUGUACCGGAGAAGAUCCGAACUGCAUCCACUGCAGCUGAAGGCCUGUGUAAAUGGGUAUGCGCCAUGGACAAGUAUGAAAAGGUGGCCAAGACGGUGGCUCCCAAGAAGGAGAAGCUGGCGCAGGCUGAGGGGGAGCUGCUUGUGGCCAUGACAGGCCUCCAAAAAAAACAGGCUGCCCUCAAAGAAGUCCAGGAUAAACUCGCAAAACUUCAGGAGACGUUCGAAGCUAACAAGAACAAGAAAGUUGAACUGGAGAAUCAGGUGGAUCUGUGCAGUAAGAAGCUGGAGCGAGCGGAGCAGCUUAUUGGAGGCUUGGGUGGAGAGAAGUCACGCUGGAGCGAAAUGGCCUUCAAUCUCGGAGAGCUCUACAACAACCUGACCGGGGACAUCCUGAUCUCAGCGGGCAUCGUGGCUUACCUGGGAGCCUUCACCUCCAGCUACAGACAGGAUCAAACGGAGGAGUGGAUGGAUCUAUGCAAGAGCAGAGAGAUCCCCUGCUCCCCCAACAUGUCCCUGAUGAACUCUCUGGGCGAUCCAGUAAAGAUCAGAGCCUGGACCAUCGCUGGCCUCCCAUCAGACAGCUUCUCCAUAGACAACGGGAUCAUGAUCUUAAACGCCAGGCGCUGGCCCCUGAUGAUUGAUCCCCAGGGACAGGCAAACAAGUGGGUGAAAAACAUGGAGAAGGCCAACAGUCUGCAUAUCAUUAAACUGAGUGACGGUGACUUUGUACGCACUCUGGAGAACUGCAUCCAGUUUGGCAACCCAGUGCUGCUGGAGAAUGUAGGCGAGGAGCUGGACCCCAUCCUGGAGCCUCUGCUGCUGAGACAGACCUUCAAACAGGGCGGGGCCAUGUGUAUACGCCUGGGAGACUCCACCAUCGAAUACGCUCCAGACUUCCGCUUUUACAUCACCACCAAGCUACGCAACCCACACUACCUGCCAGAAACCUCCGUCAAGGUCACCCUUCUGAACUUCAUGAUCACCCCUGAAGGCAUCCAAGACCAGCUGCUUGGUAUCGUGGUGGCUCGGGAAAGGCCCGACUUGGAGGAAGAGAAACAGGCUCUUAUCCUGCAGGGAGCAGAGAAUAAAAGACAACUAAAGGAGAUCGAGGACAAAAUCUUAGAGGUGCUGUCCUCUUCCGAGGGCAACAUCCUGGAGGAUGAGACGGCCGUCAAGAUCCUCUCCUGCUCGAAAGUGCUGGCCAAUGAGAUCUCAGAGAAGCAAGCUGUGGCCGAGGUGACGGAGCGGAUGAUCGACGAGACCCGCAUGGGUUACACCCCCAUCGCCAUGCAUUCAGCCAUCUUGUUCUUCUCCAUCGCUGACCUUGCGAAUAUCGAGCCCAUGUACCAGUACUCCCUCACCUGGUUCAUUAACCUCUUCAUCAGCUCCAUCGACAACUCAGAGAAGAGUGAAGACUUGGAGCAGAGGUAG